This is a messenger RNA of Lolium perenne, 2955 nucleotides long. The record is from RefSeq and is a predicted model, not a curated record. Lineage: Eukaryota; Viridiplantae; Streptophyta; Magnoliopsida; Poales; Poaceae.
AUGGAGGGCGCGACUCAGCUUGUGUCUGUCGUGGGGCAGCUGGUGGGCGAGGAGUACCGGACACUGCGCAGCGUCGGCGGCCAGGUGGCGGAGCUAAGGAACGAGCUGGCCACCAUGAACGCCGUCCUCCGCAUGCAGUCCGACUCCGACGACGGCUCCGUGGACCACUUUGUCAGGGAGUGGAUGAAUCAGGUCCGGGAGCUGGCCUACGAUGCCGAGGACUGCAUCCACCUCUACAUCUUCCGCGUCCGCUGCCGACCCAACGACCGCUUCUUCGUCUGGUCCAGACGGCUGCUCUCCACGCUCUUUCCUCGCCGCCGGCUGGCUGGAGAGAUCCGGGAGCUCCGCGCCCGUGCCGUUGUCAUCAGCGAGCGCCAUUCGCGGUACGGCCUCAUUCGAGAGGCGCCGCUCCGCUCCGCUUCUCUCGCCCCCGCGCCCAGAACGAUGACGCACGCGCUCCGUGCUACCAACGACCCUGAGCAGUUCGUCGGCAUCAGCGAGCAAGCUAAGCUCCUGGCCGCCAAGGUCGAGAAGUUGGAUGAUAACAAGGAGCGCAAGGUGUUUUCAGUGGUGGGUUUCGGGGGCCUCGGGAAGACUACGCUAGCCAUGGAGGUGUGCCGGCAGCUGGAGGCGAGUUUCGAUCGCCAGGCGCAAGUGUCCGUGUCCCAGACCUUCGACGGCAGGAAGGACCUUAAGGCCUUGCUCAAGCGGAUGCUGCAGCAGAUUGUCAACGUGAAACCCCACAAGGAGAAAGGCAUCAAGGAAGAGGACUCCCUCACCCUCGGUCAAAUCGACGAGAUGAAUCUCGAUGCCCUCACUUCCACGAUGGAGGAGAAACUUAUGGACAACAGGUACGAAUGGACACUCAGACAUAAUUUUCUUUCUAAAUUUGUGUGUAAAGUUCCUUCUAACAAUAUAUAUGCUUAUAUUGAAACCAGGUACCUGAUCGUGAUCGAUGAUGUAUGGACCAUAGCAUCCUGGGAAGCGAUCCAAUCCAAGUUUCCUAGAAACAACAAUGGGAGUAGAAUCAUAGUGACCACUCGGAUAGACAAUGUGGCUAAAGCAUGCAGCCCUGGUAGCGACUGCAUACAUGAGAUCAAGCCCCUUGAUAUAGAAGACUCAAAAAAGUUGUUCCUUAGUAGAGCAUUUGGGUCCAAGGAUGCCUCCUGCCCUAAGGAGUUGGAAGCUGAAAUGGGGAAAAUCUUAAAAAAAUGUGCUGGGCUGCCAAUGGCCAUUGUUAGCAUUGCCAGCCUACUGGCGAGCUACCAAUUGGCGGAGAGUACAGAUAUGUGGGAAAGAAUUUGCAGAUCAAUUGGUUCUGAGAUGGAAAGCAACCCUACCCUAGAUGGGAUGAGACAGAUAGUCACACUCAGCUACAACCACCUACCUCAUCACCUCAAGAUAUGCAUGAUGUAUCUUAGUAUUUUUCCUGAGGAUUACGUGGUCUUCAAGGAUCGGCUCCUGCAUAGAUGGAUCGCUGAAGGAUUGGUAGAAGAGAAGAGGGGUUUGACAUUGUUGGAGGUAGCAGAAGGCUACUACAAGGAGCUGAUGAGUAGGAACAUGAUUGAUCCAGCCCCAUUUGCAAGCAACUAUGACAAUGGGGGGGUGGAGACGUGCAGGGUGCAUGACAUGAUACUAGAGGUCAUGGUAUCCAAAGCCCUGGAGGCCAACUUUGCUAGCCUGGUAGGUUGUCAAUAUGUUGGGAUGUCUUACGAUAAGAUUCGCCGCCUUUCCAUCCAUGGCAUAGAACAGGGAGCCAAUGAUUUAUCUCCACCGCCCAAGAAAAUGCCAGCGGGGCGACAUGGUAGGAGGGAUGUAAUGGAGGGGAUGGACUUGAAACACGUCCGAUCAUUUAGCAUGUUUGAGCCGGAAGGGCACAAGCUGCUUGAUCGACUGGGCGAGUUCACUCUACUAAGGGUACUUGAUCUGGAAGGCUGCAGAAGCCUAACAUACAAGCAUCUUCGGGAUAUAUGCCGGAUGUAUCUCCUAAAGUUCUUGAGCAUUAGGGGUACAGAUAUAAAUGAGAUUCCUCCAAGUGUGGGUGAUCUAGAGCACUUGCAGACGCUUGAUGCACGUCAUACCUACCUGGAGUAUCUACCAGAAACAGUGAUAAAUCUGGAGAAGCUUGAGCGCCUGCUCUUUUCAAAAAGGAACACGUGGUCGCCAACAUGGCAGCCUCCAAGUGGGAUAUCGCGGAUGAAGGCUCUGCGAGAGGUGAAUAGCAUAGUAAUCAGAGACAACAUCCAAGUCGCCAAAGAGAUCGGUGAUCUAGAAGGAUUGCAAGGCAUAGUUGUGCACGUCGAGGCCGAGUCACAGAUUCAUGAGGAAGUCUGUAAGCAUCUCGCCGCCUCCUUGUGUAGGACGAACGCCCUCCGGUGGCUCAGUGUUGGAGACACUGAAAAUUCCAGCGAUAGUAAUUUGGAUUAUCUGAUGGACCUACGCUCUCCGCCGCAGCUCCUGCGUUACUUUCGCUUUGAUGGCUGCCUUUCUAGGUUGCCAGACUGGGUCGGGUCACUCUCAUAUCUUGUGGAGUUCUGCAUGUCAAAUGGACGCCUCGAGGGUGACCAACCAUUCGCUGUCCUGUCCAAGGCGCCCAACCUGAGGAUCAUGCGGCUGCAGCGUCAUUUCUAUAGCGGUGACAAACUGGUUGCACAAAGUGCCCACAACUUCCGGGCACUCAAGGAGAUGAGAGUCAGCUGUGAGGCUGGAUUCCCGAGUGUUUUCAGUUUUGAGGAAGGAUCCAUGACAAAACUCGAGACGCUCGAACUGAAUUUCGGUAAAAACCAAAAGAGCAUCGAGGGCGUGGAGCACUUGAAGAAGCUUAAAGAGGUGCACCUCCUUGGCAUGAAGGACAACCCCACAUUAAAGAGUGCUCUCGAGCACCUGAAGGAGGACAGUGAUGGCCGCUCCAACGACAACAAUCAGUUCGUAGUUGGAGUGAAAUACUACCGUUAA